AUGAGUAGAAGCGCUGCUGCUUUUGUAUCUGCUUUUGUGGGUUCUUCUUCUUCUUCCUUUAAUGAUUCUUCGAAGAAGUGGAUGAUGCGAUCGUCGUCCUCGAGGCGGCUGCAAAACCCAACCGGAAGGAGGAUUUUCAUCAUCAAAAGAAGAGCAUCGUCGUCGUCGUCGUCGAAAAGAAACAGCGCGAACGAUGCGUGUUUUUCAAUCGUCGCGUCCUCGUCUGAAUCGUCUUCUGAUGAAAGCGAAAAGCUGAAACAAAACCUCGCGAGACGGCUCGGCGCGGCGGCGAUUGUCUCCACGAUUGUCUUCUUGGGAGGGCAGAAAUCAGCCGCCAACGCGUCCAUCGAUACCGUCAAUAAGAACAACGACAAUACGAGUUUUGUCUGUUUUUCUUCAGAAGACGGUGGUGACGUGAACAACCAGAGAGUCGCGGGCGAAGUCGCUUCGUCGUCCUCUUCGUCGUCCUCGUUUCAACCGAUUGCGAAUUUGAAACCAACGAGAAGAGGGUUUAAGAACGAAGCGGUCGGGACCAUCGCGGCUGCCGACGGCUCUACUACAACAGAAAAGGAGAAGAAGAAGAAGAAGAAACCUCCGGUGAAAUCCGAUAAAGGAUUGUGGUCUUUCGUGAAGCCGAAAGCGGAUGAGCGGACGAGACUUUUUCGGGCGCGGUUCGAUAACGACGUUCGAAAAAUGCCGACGAGCGUAAUGACGGACGAAGAAAGCGCAGAGGCGAGGAAAUGGAAGAAAGAAAGUGACGCGAAGAAGAGGAGAGUGUGGAAGGAAGAGAAGGAGAAGUUUAUGAAAAAGUACGGGUCGCAAGCGGCGUGGGAGGCAAAGUUGAGGAAGAGGAACGCCGAGCUCGCGGGAGACAAUAAGAGGCUCAAAGAGCUUUCGAAAAAAGCGGCGGAUAAAGCCGUGUUGACGUUGGCGCAAAUGGAUACGUAUUACGGGGAGAUUGAAGAGAGCGCGAAGAAUUUGUCCAAAGCGAGGAAGGAAGUGAUGCAAGAGUUGUUGGAAGAACGCGAGGCGUGGUUGGAGCAACGCAAAGGUUGGUUCGGGAAGAUGUUAAGGUCGGACGCAUCGAAGCGGUUCGUCAGAACGAUCAAUUACAACUACUUGAAAGAUCCGUAUUCGAGCAUGGGAACGGAUCGAAAUCCCACGGAAACCUCUUACACUGGGUUUUACAAAUUGCUCGAGGUUGGGAGAAUCAACAAAAUCGUCUUUGGGAGAAACGAAACGACCGCAAAGUAUUACGUGGACGGCACCGACGAGGUAUUUUUCACGUACUUGCCGUACGAUGAACGCAUCGCAAAGAAAAUAUUACAACCGAGACCGCACUCGAGAGGCGAGUUUAUCGAGUUAUCGCACCCGGGUGGGCAUCCGUUUUGGUGGGUCUUAGGCCACGGGAUUUUCAACGCGUUGUGUCCGUUGAUCAUCGUCGCGGUGUGCUACCAGAUGUUGAACGAAAUCUACCGCGCGGACGAAACAGAGGACCAGUUUGCGAAUAUUCACGCCAGGCAGUACUCGCCGGAGAAGUCUUCGAUGGAAAAUCGAAACACUUCGUUGGACGAUAUCGCCGGCAUCGAGGCGUUGAAGGACGAAAUGUACGAGUUGAUUAAAUUCUUGAGAGAUUUUCAAAAGUAUAAAGACGUCGGCGCGGCUGUUCCCGGGGGAAUUUUGCUCAGCGGUCCUCCUGGUACUGGAAAAACGUUGUUAGCGCGAUGUAUUGCCGGUGAAGCCGGUGUUCCAUUCUUCUCUGUCGCUGCCACGGAGUUUACCGAUAUGUUUGUCGGCAUCCGUGCCUCUCGGGUGAGAAACUUAUUCCCCGCCGCGCGUAAAGUUGCUCCCUGCAUCAUCUUUAUCGAUGAAUUUGACGCCCUUGGACAAAAGAGAGCCGGUCAAAGUGGCACGGAGGAAGGCGUGGACGAACGCGUCGCGACGAUUAACCAAUUCCUCGCGGAAAUGGACGGGUUCGAGGAAAAAGUUGGCGUCAUGCUCGUCGCCGCGACGAAUCGCCCGCAAGUUUUAGAUCCCGCGCUUAUUCGUCCCGGUAGAUUUGAUCGCAUCAUCGAAAUGAAUUUACCGAACAAGUCCGCUCGCUCAGAUAUCAUUAGAUUACAUAUCACCAAACGCGACGCGUGGGGUAACUGCGAGCCGGAUUUGGAUAUCGAUUACAUCUCCAAACUCUCCUCGGCAUUUAGCGGCGCCGAUCUCGAAAACAUGGUCAAGCAGUGCAUCGCCAAAGCCGCCGGGCAAAAAGGUGGAAUGGCGACGACUGAGGAUUUCUUGAAAAUCAUCAAUAGCAUUCGCGCGACGAAGUCUUUCAGCAGCGGCUCCAAAGACGGCACGGACACUUUGAUGACGAGAUCCAAGUUCAAAGAAGACGUCGCCAUGCAAAUUAUGAAUCCGUAUACUCGAGACUCGAUUUGCUUAUACACGGCCGCGCAAGUUGUCGUAGCUAUGGUAGCCCCAGAAUACGACGACGUUGCAAACGUCAUCGUCUUCCCGGGAGGUAAAGAAACGUCGGUGAUUCAAUACAUCGCUCGCGAGCUCGAUUCGCAAGCGGCGAUGAAUGUGAGACGUCGAACGCAAAUGGAAUCUAAAAUGUGUACUUUAGUCGCCGGUAACAUGGCCGAAAGGUACAUCUACGGUCCUUACGGCGUAUCUACCAUGUCCCAUCGAGAUAUGGUCGUAGCCACAGAUAUCGCUUUAGACUACGUCUGCAAAUACGGGUGGAGCGAACUCGGUCCGGUAGGUUUGAUGCGCAAACGAAUCAAAGAGGAAGAAUUUUUAGGCUUGGGAGAGGACGAUCACCCGGAAGAGCACUACAGAUUUGAAUACAACAUGUCCGAAGAGCUCGACAUGCUCGUAUACAACGAAGUUCGAAAACUGAUCAUCACCUCUUGCCGCCGAGCUUUGUGCAUCAUGCACGAACCGAAAAAUAGAGAGAUGCUCUUCACGCUCAAGGAAGUUCUCAUGACGACGGGCGAAAUCAGCGGUCGAAACUUGAUCGAAGUCUUUGAAAGAGCCGGCAUCGAACGCACCUCGCAAGAGGAUGAACUCUUCAAACCGUGGUCGGUCUGGGAUUAUAAAUGGGGCGAAGAGUUUGAAUUCUUUUACGACGAGUUCAUACACCGAUCUAUGUCCGACGCGACCAACGAAGCCCACUACGAAAAGAUCCGCCAACUUUGGUUGAAAAACAUGCGCGACGAAACGUAUUUACAAACCAUAGGCCCGCACAUCCGCGAACAGAUGGACAAAGUAGACAUGCGCCAAAUGAAAUACUGGAAAGCUUUGGACAAAAACGCUCCCGAUUACGACCCGGAACUGGUUGAAAAAUACAAAAACGGUGAAAUCGAAUGGUUAAGCGAGGACGACCCGAAACAUUGGAGAGCGCAAAAGCGAGCGCUGAAUAAACUCAGAGCCGAGCAAGAAGGUUUCGCCGAUUAUCCCUUGGUGGAUAUGUGGGAGCAAGGCGAGAUCAAUCCGUAG
Molecule: messenger RNA, 3495 nt
Organism: Bathycoccus prasinos
Lineage: Eukaryota; Viridiplantae; Chlorophyta; Mamiellophyceae; Mamiellales; Bathycoccaceae
Product: ATP-dependent metalloprotease FtsH
Exons: 1
Coding region: 1-3495 (1164 amino acids)
Biological process (GO): proteolysis
Cellular component (GO): chloroplast thylakoid
Molecular function (GO): ATP hydrolysis activity; ATP binding; ATP-dependent peptidase activity
Source: RefSeq, a predicted model, not a curated record